This is a messenger RNA of Raphanus sativus (radish), 1773 nucleotides long. Its product is annotated as glycerol-3-phosphate acyltransferase, chloroplastic. The transcript is spliced from 13 exons. The record is from RefSeq and is a predicted model, not a curated record. Gene Ontology annotation, biological process: glycerophospholipid metabolic process. NCBI's taxonomy places the organism in Eukaryota, Viridiplantae, Streptophyta, Magnoliopsida, Brassicales, Brassicaceae. Bases 130 to 1464 code for a protein of 444 amino acids. Gene Ontology annotation, molecular function: glycerol-3-phosphate O-acyltransferase activity.
GGUGAAAACCAAAAAAAAAAAAGUAUAGGGAAAAUAAAUGAGGGAAGGAAGGAAGAAGAAGUCCUCCUGAGAUAAAUUAAAAAAAAAGAAAAAAAAAACGAAGAAGUCAUCUCCUUCACACACGAUUUAAUGACUCUCAUGCCCCUCCCACAUUCUUCGUUCGUUGCCGUUGCUGCUAGUGCAACCGUAACUUCCUCCCCUGUGCUUCCGCUCGCUUCUCCCACUGUUCGCGGCUUCGUUUCCUUCAAGAAGCUUCCUCUUCGUUCUCGUUGCGUCGUCGUCGCAUCGUUUGUUAGAGUGAGAGCCAUGUCUGGGCUUGUUCAGGAUAAGGAAUCUGUCCUCCCGGCUACCACUGAGCCCAACCAUUCCCGUACCUUCUUGGAUGCACGAACUGAACAAGAUCUUAUCUCUGGUUUAAAGAAAGAAAAAGAAGCUGGAAGGUUGCCUCCCAAUGUUGCUUCAGGGAUGGAAGAGCUUUACUGGAACUACAAAAAUGCUGUGUUAAGUAGUGGAGCUUCCAGGGCAGAUCAGACUGUUAUAUCCAACAUGUCUGUUGCUUUCGAUCGCAUGCUUCUUGGUGUCGAGCAUCCUUAUACCUUCAAUCCUUAUCAUAAAGCUGUUAGAGAACCAUUUGACUACUACCAGUUUGUUCAUACAUACAUCCGUCCCCUCAUUGAUUUCAAAAAUUCUUACGUUGGGAAUGUUUCUCUUUUCUCUGAGCUGGAAGACAAGAUUCGGCAGGGACACAAUAUCGUGUUCAUAUCAAAUCAUCAAAGUGAAGCUGAUCCCGCUGUCAUUUCACUCUUACUUGAAGCACAGUGUCCAUACAUAGGAGAGAACAUUAAAUGUGUGGCUGGUGAUAGAGUCAUCACUGAUCCUCUAUGUAAGCCGUUCAGUAUGGGAAGGAAUCUCAUAUGUGUUUACUCGAAAAAGCACAUGAACGAUGAUCCUGAGCUUGUUGAUAUGAAAAGAAAAGCAAACACACGAAGCUUAAAGGAGAUGGCUACACUGCUAAGGUCUGGCUCCCAAGUUAUAUGGAUUGCACCAAGCGGUGGAAGGGACCGCCCGGAUCCUUCUACAGGGGAAUGGUUUCCUGCACCCUUUGAUUCUUCGUCUGUGGACAACAUGAGAAGACUGGUUGAACAUUCUGGUGCUCCUGGACACAUCUAUCCAAUGUCUUUGCUUUGCUAUGGCAUCAUGCCUCCUCCACCCAAAGUUGAGAAAGAAAUUGGAGAGAAAAGAUUAGUUGGGUUUCAUGGUACCGGACUAUCAAUAGGUCCUGAGAUCAGUUUCUCGGAUGUCACGGCAGACUGCAACAACCCUAACGAGGCGAAAGAAGCAUACAGCCAAGCUAUGUACAAGUCGGUCAAUGAACAAUACAAGACUCUAAACUCUGCAAUCAAUCAGGGAAGAGGAAUAGGAGCAUCAACUUCCACGGUGUCUUUGUCACAGCCCUGGAAUUAGUCUCUCAAGUUUUAGGGAUAGACGAUCAAUGGAAACAUAACCUCACACGCUAUCUUCAAAAAUUAUAUUCCAAAGCCUCUCACUCCCAGAAAACAAAGAAACAGGUUCAUCUUUGCUUUCUAACGUAGGAACAAAAUUUGGUUUGUGUACAUGUGAAUAGCAAGAAAAGAGAUGCACACUCUUGCUAGGCUCUUUUAGAUCACAUAUGCUUUUCCAUUUGUAAUAUUCUUCUUUUUUUUUUUUUCUGCUUCCUCUACUUAUAUAGAGCCGAAUGAAUAAUUCACAUGACCAAUUUUAUUAUUCCCCUUC